Molecule: messenger RNA, 2094 nt
Organism: Toxotes jaculatrix (banded archerfish)
Lineage: Eukaryota; Metazoa; Chordata; Actinopteri; Toxotidae
Gene: shisa7a
Product: protein shisa-7
Exons: 5
Coding region: 1-2094 (697 amino acids)
Biological process (GO): regulation of short-term neuronal synaptic plasticity; regulation of AMPA receptor activity
Cellular component (GO): postsynaptic density; postsynaptic membrane; AMPA glutamate receptor complex
Source: RefSeq, a predicted model, not a curated record
AUGACGCCCACCACCAAUCUCCGAGUCCUCGCUGUCUCCCUGCUCUCCCUUCUCACUGCCCCACUUACCACUGUUGUGGAGACCUCUCCAUCCCCACCUCCACAGCAUAUAGACCCCUCAGGAAGGCCAUUCACAGAGGAGCCCAAGUCUGGCCCCAGCCCCUCGCUCCUGCUCCUUGCCAUCCAGGCCAAUAUCAGGCCAGCUGCUCUCCAAGGCAGGACCAAAACCCCUGAGAAACUUCCAGAGACCUCAGAGGGAGUUCUGGAGGCGCCUCCGAGACCCCUGCCCCAGGUCAUGUUCCCCAAGAAUGUGACCUCAGCGGAGGCCCUGGCUCCUCCCUUAGGCGCAGCCCAAGUCGCGCCCAUUCCACCACGGCUGAUAGACCCAUGGAUGGAUGUAUGUCGGGGGUAUUAUGACGUAAUGGGACACUUUGACAGCGCUUUCAACUGCUCCAAGGACACCUUCAUCUAUUGCUGUGGAACCUGCCACUACCGCUUCUGCUGUCCGGAGCGUAGCCGGCAGCUGGAGCAGGACAGCUGUAAAAACUAUGACUCUCCAGACUGGGCCAAGCCACAGACAGACUCCAUGAUUAUACCAGAGGAGUUAGGUCCUGACCCAGACUUUGAUCCACUGAAACAGCAGAGCCACAACACUGGCUUCGUCAUCGGUGGUGUGGUUGUGUUCAUGGUGGCUGUCGCUGUCGGCAUCAAGGUGGUCUUCAACAAGGUGCAACAGGAAGCCAACCAAAGGGACCUCAAUAUGCCCAGAGCCCUGGUUGACAUGUUGCGGCACCAGUCUAGCCCAGUCCAGCAGGAUGAGAGAAACAACAGCGUGGCUCUGACUGUAGGGGACGGACAGGGGACACUGGGGAGAGCUCCAAAAAAUCUUUACGCCCCAGGACUGCCUAGCAAGGACAACAGAUUGGGCAAUUUGCAACACAAUUUCAUCCACUCAUCGGGCUCCAGCCCCAAACACACAGCAACUAUCGAACGCACCCCUCGAAUGAACAAUGCUCAGCUGGCAGCUGGAGGCACCCUGCUCUCCAGUAAACACAACAACACCAAAUCCCAGCCUGCCUUCCACCACUCCCUACACAACCUGGCUCAGCUGCCUCCCUCCUAUGAGAGUGCCACCAAGCCUGAGCUCAACAGAUACUCCUCACUCAAACGCCUCGAGAAAGGUCUUGAUGAGUACUCGUCUGGUUACUGCACCACCAAGCGCCGGCCUCACACGGCCCAGCCGGCCCUCCAGUCCUCUCAGCACCACCUUCACUGGGGUGGAGACUACACCCUCAGUGGGAGAGGGACCCUCCCCAGGCACGCAGCUCGACCCUGGAUCCCACCGCCACCUUCUGGCAUGCCUGCUUCACCCACCCCCAAUCCUUACCCUCUGGAUCCCCCAGAGCCCCAGUACAACCCCAACUACGAUACUCUCUCCAAGCCCCCGAGGAAAGUUAAGUCCACUGACCAGCUGCUCAACAUGGGUGAUGUCCCCGGCAACACGGGGACACUGUCCAGGCUGUCCAAGAACCAGCAACACCAGUACUACAAAGCCAUGGCUGCCUCCAAUAAGAACUCCAACACGCAGACCCUCACCCGCAAGACCCAGGACAGGCAGGAGAGACAGGAACGGCUGCUCAUGUCCCCGGACCAUCUGGAAGAGAGGAUGGGGGUUGGUGGCAUGGGUGUUGUAGAUCCAUACGCCCACACAGGAGGGAUUGUCCCCACGCUGCCUCGUCAGCAGAAGGCCCAGUCCCAGCAGAACGUCUGCGCUACACCCUCCCUUGACCGGCACCACAUGAUCAAGAUGAACUCUCACCCAACGUCUGGACGAGAGCAGGAGAGGAACACGACCAUGACUGGGCAUAUGAGUGGGGGCAUGGGCUGGGCGGGGGAGAUGCCCGGUGCGGGGGUAGUCAUGGGAACGGGAACACUAGGUGGCCACAGCGCGAGGAGGAUGGCUUUUGCAGCGAAAAGGCAGAACACCAUUGAGCAGCUACACUUCAUACCGGGAGGGGGCGGUGGGGGGUCAGGAGGAAGUGGAGGAGGCAGUCAGGGGAUCAGGACAGGGAGUAAAAAUGAGGUGACAGUGUGA